UUAAAACAUUGGACAUAUUGAAGAUGAAAAUUAAAUAUUUAGGGUUUGUUUUGGUUUUGGUUUUGGUAUAAAACUUACCAAGAGCAGCUGAGCAGUGUUUAACCUUCUUGCCAUAUAACUUACUGUAAGGAGUGAGCAUCUUUUCUGUGCCUUGGAAAAUGGUCAUACUCCUUUCUAAGUUUGGAUCAGCUUCCCAUAUUUUAUCCUUUGCACUUUUAACAUCAUAAAAUAACCUUUGAGAGUUCCUCUGAUAUGAAUUUUUUUGCCCAUGUCAUUUCCUCUGGAACAUCUCCAUCCCUCUCAUCACAACCACUUUCCUUAUUUAUGUUCGUAAAAUCACCCUUACUAGAUUUUUCUGGCUGCAUAGCUAGAGUUGAAUAGCAACAGUAUCAUCCCACGGCCAACUAAUUUCUUCUCUAACUUCAUUUACCUUUGAUUUGAAUGUCACUCCCACUAUUAUCAUUUUUUGUUUCUUUGCUAACGUUUCUCUUUGUUGGCCAAUUCUAUUAUCCAUUUUUGUAGAUGUCACAUGGGUUUCUCACUGGGAAUUAACGAAGCAACACAACUACAUGCUUUGCUGUCUGUACAUAAGCCGAAUAACAGCUAUCCAGUGACCAAUCAAGGACAGACUGUCAAAGAAGUGACACGAUUGGUCACUCAUCAUUGAUGUGGCUCUGUUAUCAGCGUAGUAAUUUUGUGGACUGAAAAGCUAGCAGCAAAGUUAGUAAUUAUCCAAUUACUCAGUUGAUAUACUGUGGUAACAGAUUUGAACUGUGUUGUAGGGGGACUGAUGUUAUUAAGCUACACUGUGGUGACUGAAAUUGGUGCUGAUGCCACGCAGAGCAAGGACAGUGCUGCGCUUAUGAAAUGCCUAGCACGUGGUUAGCAUUUAGCUGCCGGAGGAGGCUGCGAGAGGAAGUCUGACCCGCCAAGCCCAUCUGGAAGUGGUUUCAGGGGCCACAUCACUCAGCCAGCACAACGCCUAGAUUCCCAGCUGCCUGGAACAGGGGUGGAAGAAACCCGAGCUGCUCCAGAGUCUGCACAAGCAAGGGAGGUGCAGUGGGGGAGGAAGACUGUCUUGGAAACGGAAUAUUGGCCUUGAGGCUCUCCGGCCCUUUGAGAUUUCCAGUGGGAUCGUAGAAGCAGCUGAAGCAGCGUGAAGGGCAGCAUCCCAGGGCCAGCCACCAUUUGAAUGCUCUGCCCUGCAGCUCUUCUGGACGAAGGAGCCCUGCCCUCACCACCCACCAGGUCACAGUUUUUAUCCACAUGAACACACAUGGCUUUGUUACGAAAAAUUAACCAAGUAUUGCUGUUCCUUUUGAUUGUGACCAUCUGUGGGAUUCUGUAUAAGAAAGUUCAUAGGGGGACUGUGCUCAGGAACGAAACAGAUGAUGACUCUGAGACUCCUGAGGAUAUGGAAGAUGAGAUUCCGGUGGUGAUUUGUGCAGCAGCAGGGAGGAUGGGUGCGGCUAUGGCUGCCAUCAACAGCAUCUACAGCAACACUGAUGCCAACAUUUUGUUCUAUGUAGUGGGACUCCGGAACACUCUGUCCAGAAUACGAAAAUGGAUCGAACAUUCUAAACUGAGAGAAAUAAACUUUAAAAUCGUGGAAUUCAACCCUAUGGUCCUCAAAGGAAAGAUCAGACCAGACUCCGCGAGGCCUGAACUGCUCCAGCCUCUGAACUUUGUUCGAUUUUAUCUCCCUCUGCUUAUCCAUCAACACGAGAAAGUCAUCUAUUUGGAUGAUGAUGUAAUCGUACAAGGGGACAUCCAAGAGCUGUACGACACCACCUUGGCCCUGGGCCAUGCGGCAGCUUUCUCAGAUGACUGCGAUUUGCCCUCCUCCCAGGACAUACACAGACUUGUGGGGCUGCAGAACACGUAUAUGGGCUAUCUGGACUACCGGAAGAAGACGAUAAAAGACCUUGGCAUCAGCCCCAGCACUUGCUCUUUCAAUCCUGGUGUGAUUGUUGCCAACAUGACGGAAUGGAAGCACCAGCGUAUCACCAAACAAUUGGAGAAAUGGAUGCAAAAAAAUGUAGAGGAAAAUCUCUACAGCAGCUCCCUGGGAGGAGGGGUGGCCACCUCCCCAAUGCUGAUUGUGUUUCACGGGAAAUACUCCACCAUCAACCCCCUGUGGCACAUAAGGCACCUGGGCUGGAAUCCAGAUACCAGAUAUUCGGAGCAUUUUCUGCAGGAAGCAAAACUACUCCACUGGAAUGGAAGACAUAAACCUUGGGACUUCCCUAGUGUUCACAACGACUUAUGGGAGAGCUGGUUUGUUCCUGACCCUGCAGGGAUAUUUAAACUCCAUCAUCCCAACAGCUGAUAUAACACGACAUUUUAAAUAUUUCCUGUAUAAAUAAUGUGGAAUUGUCCAUUUGUAGCCUACUAUACCACCAUUCUUUACGAACAGUACCUUUGAUACAAAUGAUCCACAAAAACAAAAAACCCUACUGUGUACAAAUAGUACCUUGAAUCAUAUAGGUAUUGAUUUACUUCCUUAAGUACAAGCAGCAAUUAUAGAAGAUAAUGUGAGUGAAACAUGCUAUUGGGAAGAAAUAAACCCAGAUAGAUUUCAGCAAUCAAUUUGCUUAACUCUGAAUGAAAAUUAUAGCCACAAAUUUAAAACAUUUCUAAAUAUAUUUUUCACAUGUAGAUUUUUUUUUUUUUUUAAAUUUUUCUGAACGUGCAGGCUCAGCGGCCAUGGCUCAUGGGCCCA
This is a messenger RNA of Aethalodelphis obliquidens (Pacific white-sided dolphin), 2722 nucleotides long. It is a transcript of the gene GLT8D2, whose product is annotated as glycosyltransferase 8 domain containing 2. Gene Ontology annotation, cellular component: Golgi apparatus. Gene Ontology annotation, molecular function: glycosyltransferase activity. Lineage: Eukaryota; Metazoa; Chordata; Mammalia; Artiodactyla; Delphinidae. The coding region runs from base 1277 to 2329 and encodes 350 amino acids. The transcript is spliced from 11 exons. The record is from RefSeq and is a predicted model, not a curated record.